Messenger RNA from Plutella xylostella (diamondback moth), 3393 nucleotides. Its product is annotated as solute carrier family 12 member 8. Gene Ontology annotation, cellular component: membrane. Gene Ontology annotation, biological process: potassium ion homeostasis; cell volume homeostasis; potassium ion import across plasma membrane. Gene Ontology annotation, molecular function: potassium:chloride symporter activity. NCBI's taxonomy places the organism in Eukaryota, Metazoa, Arthropoda, Insecta, Lepidoptera, Plutellidae. The record is from RefSeq and is a predicted model, not a curated record.
UUUCGUUUGUUCGUUCGUAUCGUACUGCCAUCAUCAUCACUGUGAUUGUGAUGAAUCUGAUGAUGAUAUAUUUAUAGAAUUGUAAACAAAGUAAAUAAUAUGGAUCAAAAUACGCGUACAAGAAGAAACGAUUUAGAGGUUAAUAGUUUCAGUAAUGAAGACCCUUCAUUUGAUCGGACUCGUAUGAGAAGACAAUCUGGUGGCUUCGUAGACCUGGGUAAUGAGUCACAGUAUGGAAGAGGAGGUCACCAGGCUUCGGGGGCCAAUGAAAUUUUCGCCGAUUUACAGGGCGAUGUUCCAUGGUGGAAGUCUAACUUCUUCAUAUCACAACCAGUACUGUUUGGGACCUGGGAUGGAGUGUUCACAUCAUGUCUAAUUAAUAUAUUUGGUGUAAUAGUAUUUCUACGGUCUGGCUGGAUAGUGGGCCAAGCUGGUUUAGUCAAUGCAAUAUUCAUAGUGAUUUUUACAGUAUUUGUGGCCCUUAUAUCUGUGCUAUCUGCAGUGGGCAUCUGUGAGCGAUGCAGGAUAGAAAGUGGAGGAGUGUACUUCCUUCUGGCGCACACACUAGGUUCAAGGCUAGGAGGUGCCUUGGGUAUGAUUUACUGCUUUGGACAGGCAGUAGGAUGUGCCUUAAAUGUAUUUGGUUUUGGUGAGUCAAUGGCCAGCCUGGUGGGCACAGACAACACGUGGGCGGCACGAGGGUUCGCCAUCUCCGCUGUGGUGCUGCUGGGGACCAUCAACAUGGCCGGGGUCAAGUGGGUCAUCAAGUUGCAAUUUGUUCUCCUGCUGAUAAUUCUGCUGGCAGCAGUUGACUUCUUUGUGGGGUCUGUUGUUAAUCCACCAACUAUGGAGUUUAAGGGCUGGCUUGGAGGCACAAUGGCAAACAACACCUGGUCCAACUACCAAGAUGACUACACAUGGUUCAAAUGCUUUGGAGUGUUCUUCCCCACAGUCACUGGUAUCUUGGCAGGAAUCAACAUGAGUGGUGAUUUGAAAAAUCCCUCCAUUAACAUUCCUAAUGGAUCUUUGGCUGCUAUAAGCACAGGGACCUUCCUAUAUCUAAUGUUUGUCAUAACUCUGGCAGCCACCGUGACGCGGGAAGCUCUCCUCAAGAACUUUUCCAUAACAGCUGACAUAUCAGCAGUGACUGUGUUGCUACUGGCUGGGUUAUAUGUUGCCUCCAUGAGUUCAUGUCUCGGGGCCAUGUACGGCACACCUCGGGUUCUACAGAGUAUUGCCAAUGAGAAAGUCAUUCCAGGCCUGGAUAUACUGGGACAUGGGAGAGGCCCAAACAGGGUGCCCGUAUACUCAAUGGUGGUAGUAGCUGUAGUGACCAUCACUUUCAUCAUUAUAGGUGACAUCAACAAGCUCGCACCCAUCGUCACUAUGCCUUUCCUAAUCACGUACGCUAGUAUUGACUACUCAUACUUCGCCCUCGCUCAGACGUUUGAUUUGCAACAUAAACGUGAAAUGAGAUUUCAGGGUCACUCACCGCGGGAUCCUCAAGUGUAUGGCGCUACUGGCAGUGAUUUAGAUCUACUCUUUCCUGAAAGAAUACGGCAUAAAAACGUUGGGGAGUUCAGCCCGUCGCCAACAGACGGCUCCACGGCGGGGCGCGCGGGCGACGGCCGGCCCAGCGUCAGCGUGCACUCCAAGGACCAGCACUGGUACUCGCAUCUGUGCAACCGGUGGCUCUCGCUGUCCGGGGUGGCAAUAAAACUGCUGCUGAUGUUCCUGGUGCACUGGGCGUACGCGCUGGGCUGCCUGUCGCUGCUGUGGGUGCUGUGGCUGUACAUCGGGGCCGCCAACCCCGCGGUGAAGCCGGGCCGGGCCUCCGAGUUCCGCUUCCUGAGCUGGCUGCGGGUGUCGUUCUUGCAGGCUAUUGGCAAGCGUCCCCUCGAGUACGAGCAGCUGGUGGUGACGCCGGUGCACGCGGCCGUGAGCGUGGAGUCGGAGCGGCUCAACGACGACAACGAGGACUUCGCGUCGCGCCGCCGCUACCACCAGUCCGCGGCGCUGCAGACGCACCUCGUCAGCGUCGACUCGUAGAAUAAGGACUCGCUACUCUGUGGCGCCGCCGCUACCACCAGUCCGCGGCGCUGCAGACGCACCUCGUCAGCGUCGACUCGUAGAAUAAGGACUCGCUACUCUGUGGCGCCGCCGCUACCACCAGUCCGCGGCGCUGCAGACGCACCUCGUCAGCGUCGACUCGUAGAAUAAGGACUCGCUACUCUGUGGUGCCGCCGCUACCACCAGUCCGCGGCGCUGCAGACGCACCUCGUCAGCGUCGACUCGUAGAAUAAGGACUCGCUUCUCUGUGGCGCCGCCGCUACCACCAGUCCGCGGCGCUGCGGACGCACCUCGUCAGCGUCGACUCGUAGAAUAAGGACUCGCUACUCUGUGGCGCCGCCGCUAACACCAGUCCGCGGCGCUGCAGACGCACCUCGUCAGCGUCGACUCGUAGAAUAAGGACUCGCUACUCUGUGGCACAGCUUCGUCUAUGAUGCUUCUGAAGAUGAUAUAAUGUUGGAGGCUUGGAGCUACCAAAACCUCUGCACCAAACGUUGCGUUGUGACAUUUUCCAGUGCGUAAAUUUCUGUUUUUAAUUUUGAAUGCAAUUUAAAAAAUGCUGUAGUAAGCCAAAAGGGGGUGACUCACUUUGGAGUUUGGGUUGAAUAACUUUUAGGCUUCUUACUACUUUUCAAAAUUAUGAAAAAAUAUUAUAAUAUUUUGCAAUAGGAUUUUUUUUUACGAUAGGCUACUUGUCUUAUAUCAUCAUAUUAGACCUACUUUAAAAAAGAGUCAAGUAGCCUAUGAUGACUUCCCUUUCGGCAUAUUAUACCACUUUUGCUGCUUCAGAAUUAGCCCUUUCAAUAUCUGUUUGUGAGUCUAAGGCUGGGUUUAUUAUAUCCUAAUGAGAUUACCACAUCGGUUCUAUCGAUACUAUAGUAUAAUUUACAAAAUUUUGGACCUUUACUUUUAUAUUUUUACUAAUCUAAAAUAUUAUCUUACUAAAAAUAUCCAGUAAAUAUACCUAUCAUCAAUGCUUAUAUCUAUUUUAAUAUAAGUAUUACAAUUGAUAUACCCGUUCAUUUUUGAAUAUUAUUCUACGGACAUGUAUUUAGAUUGGACAGAUUAAUUGAUAAUAAUAAUUUUAUUAAUAAAUUGCACUAUUUUUAUACCUAAUACUUAUAGGAAACUUUUGUAAUUGUAAGGAAAUUCCUGUAAAUAAAAUAAAAUCUUAAUUUAAAAUAGGGGUAACUAGUUCUUAGGUCAUGAAAGUAAUUUAUUAUCAUACAAUGAAAUUAUUUAUGUAUUCUAAUGUAGGUACUGAAAAUUUAUGUUCACAUUGUGAAAUUUUAAUAAAAUACUUAAACAUUUUAUGAAUGUAAA